AGAACAGGCGGUUUCCCGUGUAACCACCGCGCGCGCGCUAGCCCGCGGCCGAAGCGAAACCGGAGCCGUCGGUGUCGCCGCCCGGCCGUGGCGUCUGGUAUAUUACAGGGGCGGCCGAGGCCCAAAAGCCACUGGGCGCGCGCGCACGCGAGCGAGGGAGCGAGGCGAGGUAGCUGCUGCGCGGCUGCACCCGUCGAUCGCCGCGGCGCCGGCGGGCCUGGGGACGGACGCGACGCUAGCUGGGCCACAUGCUGCGCCGCGUCCUCGACGGCUUCGACUGCCUGCACCCGCGCCGGCGCCGGCGGCACGGUGGGGGCGCGGGCGCCGGGGCGGUGCCGGCUGCCAAGGCGCGCGUCGCCGUGCGGCGGUUCGGCGGCUCCAGCAAGGCCGCGCCGUGCAGCGGUGUCAGCAGCAACGGCGGCGCCGCGGCGGCGGGCGGGGGAGGGCGGGAGGUGACGAUCCGCGUGGCGACGUUCAACGCGGCCAUGUUCUCCAUGGCGCCCGCGGUGGCCGCCGAGCCGGCAGCCGGGGCGGGGGUUGGGGCGGAGCGAGGCGCUGGGCUCUCACUCCCGGGCAGCCCGGGCGGCGCGCGGCGGCCCAAAGGCAUCCUGAAGGCGCAGGCGGCGAGCUUGGCGCGGUCGCCGAGCAAGGCGCGCGUGUCCAUCAACCUCCAGGACAACGAGAUCUCCCUGGAGCGUAGCCGGCUCUGGCGCGGCAAGAGGCAGCCGCCGCAGCAGCAGCAGAGGCGUGAGGCGGCGGAGGCGGUGGCGCCGAGGCGGCGGAGCGUGGAGGAGGUGCUGCGCGAGGCGGGCGCCGACAUCAUCGGUCUGCAGAACGUGCGCGCGGAGGAGGAGCGCGGGAUGCGGCCGCUGUCGGAGCUCGCCGAGGGCCUGGGCAUGCGCUACGUCUUCGCCGAGAGCUGGGCGCCCGAGUACGGCAACGCCGUGCUCUCCCGCUGGCCCAUCAAGCGCUGGAAGGCGCACCGCGUCGCCGACCAAUCCGACUUCCGGAACGUGCUGCGCGCCACGAUCGAGGUGCCGGAGGCCGGGGAGAUCAACUUCCACUGCACGCACCUCGACCACCUCGACGAGGGGUGGAGGAUGAAGCAGGUGGACGCGAUCAUCCGCUCCGGCGACGCGCCGCACAUCCUCGCCGGCGGCCUCAACGCGCUCGACGGCACCGACUACUCCGCCGAGCGCUGGGCCGACAUCGUCAAGUAUUACGAGGAGAUCGGCAAGCCGACGCCCAAGGUGGAGGUGAUGAAGUACCUCAAGGGGAAGCAGUACGUCGACGCCAAGGACUUCGCCGGAGAAUGCGAAGCUGUUGUGGUUGUGGCCAAAGGGCAAGACGUGCAGGGGACAUGCAAGUACGGCACCAGGGUGGACUACAUCCUGGCAUCCCCAAACUCGCCCUACAAGUUCGUACCUGGAUCCUACACGGUCAUCUCUUCCAAAGGAACAUCCGAUCAUCACAUCGUCAGGGUCGAUGUAACCAUACCUCAGAUCAAAGAAACCGACACCGAAACCUUGAACCGCAAACAGAGAGUAGUCAGGGUGAACAAGAAGAGCUCAAGAAAAGGGAUAUGGGGUGCUAAAUGAUUUCUUUUUUUUUGUUGGGUCUUAGUUCUUUGCAUUCUUUUUCUUUUGCCGGGUGAUGUGGGUUGCUUGGAAUUGUGUAUACAGCUAUGGUUGUUGGAGUAAGUCUGAAGAAGCCAGGUUGCAAUGGCUGCUGUGGUGUGUGACCAAGAAGUGGAAGCAUGCAACGUAUUUUGGCCAGGUUUCCCUUCUGUUGGUUACCGUCUUGCGUAUGUUUGUAGAUUCAGAGUGACUUCAGCUGGAAGUUCUCUAAUGUUGAAGGCAUUGCAGCAUACCUGGUUGCCGUAAAAGUGAACUGCUUGAAUUGGCAGGAGUAAUUUAUACUCCACGGCUUCAGCUUCAUAGACAAAAAAUGAUUCAUCUUAUUUUUAAAAAAUAAACUAUAUUCUCUAAA
This is a messenger RNA of Panicum hallii, 1989 nucleotides long. RefSeq lists its product as uncharacterized. Gene Ontology annotation, biological process: GPI anchor biosynthetic process. The transcript has 4 exons. The record is from RefSeq and is a predicted model, not a curated record. Lineage: Eukaryota; Viridiplantae; Streptophyta; Magnoliopsida; Poales; Poaceae. Gene Ontology annotation, cellular component: endoplasmic reticulum. Gene Ontology annotation, molecular function: catalytic activity. The coding region runs from base 249 to 1598 and encodes 449 amino acids.